Messenger RNA from Acipenser ruthenus (sterlet), 3629 nucleotides. RefSeq names its product patatin-like phospholipase domain containing 2 (gene pnpla2). Gene Ontology annotation, cellular component: cytoplasm; membrane; lipid droplet. The coding region runs from base 400 to 1872 and encodes 490 amino acids. NCBI's taxonomy places the organism in Eukaryota, Metazoa, Chordata, Actinopteri, Acipenseriformes, Acipenseridae. The transcript has 9 exons. The record is from RefSeq and is a predicted model, not a curated record. Gene Ontology annotation, biological process: positive regulation of triglyceride catabolic process; lipid homeostasis; triglyceride catabolic process. Gene Ontology annotation, molecular function: triacylglycerol lipase activity.
CUUGAGCGACAGCGAGCCAGGGGUUUGAAACCAGCAGGCAGGUCGGAGAGCGUGAGGUUCAAGCGAAGCAGCCGGACUAGCGAUUAAAUACUAGCGACAGCCUCCGCCGAGACAGAAGCUUUACUCCUUAUUAUUAUUAUUAUUAUUAUUAUCGAUUUCAGAGUUUUCGGUUACGUAGACUGUAUUUUGAAAAUGUGACCCGCUGCGUUCAUACCGGUAAUUGAAGCGGUGCUAGGUGUCAGCCCGGGCUGUCUGCGGUUUGGAAGCGUGCUUCCAGUUUCCCUGCGAUACUGCUUCUUCUUUUUGUCUGUAUAUUUCGAUUUGUUUUCCGUUUCCCGUAUCAGUUGUAAACGCACGCCACUCGUGUGUGUUUUCCUGGGUGGGUGGGUGCGUGUGAGAAUGUUUCCUCUGGACUCCCCGUGGAAUAUCUCCUUCGCUGGCUGCGGGUUUCUGGGGAUCUAUCACAUCGGAGUCGCCAGCUGCCUGCAGGAACAUGCUCCGUUCUUGGUGGAGAAUGCCAAACAUAUCUACGGAGCCUCUGCCGGUGCGCUCACCGCUUCUGCCCUGGUCAGCGGAGCCUGCCUGGGGGAGGCUGGUGCUAACAUCAUCGAGGUUUCGAAGGAGGCUCGGAAGCGCUUCCUAGGGCCCCUGCACCCCUCCUUCAACCUGGUGAAGAUCAUCAGGGGCCACCUGUACAAGACCCUGCCGGCCGACGCGCACCUGCUGGCCAGCGGCCGCCUGGGCAUCUCCCUGACCCGCGUCUCGGACGGGGAGAACGUGCUGGUGUCCCAGUUCAACACCAAGGAGGAGCUGGUGCAGGCGUGUGUUUGCAGCGCGUUCAUCCCAGUGUACUGUGGCCUGAUUCCUCCAACUCUGCAGGGCGUGAGGUACGUGGACGGUGGGAUCACAGAUAACCUGCCACAGUACGAGCUGAAGAACACCAUCACAGUGUCCCCCUUCUCCGGGGAGAGUGACAUCUGCCCUCGAGACCCGUCCACCAACAUCCACGAGCUGAGAGUCACCAACACCAGCAUCCAGUUCACCCUGACCAACCUGUACCGGCUCUCCAAGGCUCUGUUCCCUCCGGACCCCCAGGUGAUGAAGGUCAUGUGCAAACAGGGCUACAAGGACGGCCUGGACUUCAUCAGGAGAAACGGGCUACUGCAGUUCAGGCUUCCUGUGCAGGUCCCCUCGCUGCUGAGUGAGGAGGAGGAGGAGGAGGAGGAGGAGGAGGAGGAGGAGGGAGGGAUGAAGGGAGAGAGGUCCAUGGUUGCUACCAGCUCCAGCAUGGAGGAUCACAUCUUUGAGCACCUGCCUCCCAGACUGCACCAAGCUCUGGUGGAGGCCUGCAGGGAGAGGAGGAGUCUGUUCAGCUCCAUGUCCAACCUGCUGCCGGUCAGACUGGCCUCUGCAAUGAUGCUGCCCUACACCCUGCCGCUGGAGUCUGCUGUGUCCUUCACUGUGAGGUUGCUGGAGUGGCUCCCGGACGUCCCCGAGGAUAUUGAGUGGAUGAAACAGCAGAGUCUCAACGUGCUUCACUACCUGCUGAGGGGCGCCAAGAAGAGUCUGAGUCACCACCUGUCGGCCAGGCUGUCCUAUCACCUGGAGCUGCACCGCUCUCAGUCCCUGCCCCUGCCUGCGGGCUCCGGGGGCUCCAGCGAGCUGCUGCAGGGCUGGGUGCGGAACAACACCUCUGUGAUGGGCCUGAUCCUGAAGGUGGAGGAGUACCAGCGCCAGCUCCUCCCGGGACUGUUGUGCAUCAACCUGGACAUGCAGGCCUCGCUGAGCCACGAGAGGCUGGAGAUGAGACCCCUCAGGCCCUCCCUGCCCCAGGACACAGCCGUGGCUGCCCUUCCGACAGGCACUGCUUAGGACAGACACUGUGCCUGCUAGGACCCCUGCUUCUCUACCCUGGACAGCCUGAAUACCCCUCUUGUCUUCCAAACAGGCACUCUCCUGGAUAGCUAGGCCUUCUGGGGCCCUUCUCUUUAAAUCAGGCACUGCCCUGGACAUCUAUGCUUUGUAGGACCCCUCCUCUUCCAGCGUCUCUGUCUCUUGCUCGCUGCCCUGCACCCACGUCUCUGUCUCUCGCUCGCUGCCCUGCACCCACGUCUCUGUCUCUCGCUCGCUGCCCUGCACCCACGUCUCUGUCUCUCGCUCGCUGCUCUGCACCCACGCCUCUGUCUCUUGCUCGCUGCCCUGCACCCACGUCUCUGUCUCUCGCUCGCUGCUCUGCACCCACGCCUCUGUCUCUCGCUCGCUGCCCUGCACCCACGUCUCUGUCUCUCGCUCGCUGCCCUGCACCCACGUCUCUGUCUCUCGCUCGCUGCCCUGCACCCACGUCUCUGUCUCUCGCUCGCUGCCCUGCACCCACGUCUCUGUCUCUCGCUCGUUGCCCUGCACCCACGUCUCUGUCUCUCGCUCGCUGCUCUGCACCCAUGUCUCUGUCUCUCACUCGCUGCCCUGCACCCACGUCUCUGUCUCUCGCUCGCUGCCCUGCACCCACGUCUCUGUCUCUCGCUCGCUGCUCUGCACCCUACUUUAUUUUUUUCAAGUUGGGGAGAGACUGCAAAACAAAAAGCAGUGUUAGAAUAUCUAUUUAUUGAUGUAAAUAUAUAAGUUGUAUAACACAUUUAGAUUGAGCUUGUGUAUAUUCAGGGUGUAAUGAGAGAUAGAGGGAGAGGGGGUUCAUACUGCGAGAGAGCGAGGGAGAGAGGGGGUUCAUACUGCGAGAUAGAGAGGGGGUUCAUACUGCGAGAGAGAGGGAGAGGGGGUUCAUACUGAGGGGUUCAUACUGCGAGAGAGCAAGGGAGAGAGGGGGUUCAUACUGCAAGAGAGAGAGGGGGUUCAUACUGCGAGAGAGAGGGAGAGGGGGAGAGAGGGUUCAUACUGCGAGAGAGCGAGGGAGAGAGGGGGUUCAUACUGCAAGAGAGAGAGGGGGUUCAUACUGCGAGAGAGAGCGAGGGAGAGAGGGGGUUCAUACUGCGAGAGAGAGGGGGUUGAUUUUAGUCCUUUCAAAAGCAAUCUCUUGAUUUUAGUUUGUUGUGUUUGAUUUGUUGAAUGAAGGAAGUUUAAUUUGAUAUUAAGGAAGUUUAAUUUGAUACAGCCAUCUGGUGUGCUUUGUUUUUGUUUUGUUUUUAGGUGAAAUUAUCAGAUGGCAUUGGUGAUAUACAGAUAAUUAUUUAACUGUAAUAUAGAUAUAUAGACAGUGCCGUGUGAGAUACAAGCUGAUUCUCAGCCAGUAAGCCCACUCCUGGGUAACCAUUCUGUGUCUUGUGUUGUGGGGUGCAGUGAGUACAGCACCCUGGACUCUGUGUGUGUGUGUGCGUGUGCGUGUGCGUGUGCGUGUGUGUGUGUGUGUGUGUGUGUGUACUGUGCUACAAGUCUUUUACACACACGCACACGCACACGCACACACACACCAGGUCAUACACUUCUCUGCAGUUUGAAGGUUGCACAAGAUUCUGUUAAAUGUGAAACGGACAGGUGGUGUUUUGGUUUUUUUUUAAUCUGUACACACACACGUAUAUAUUUAUAUAUUAUAUUUCUUUGUGUUUGAACUAUCUCUGUUACCCAGCUUGAGCACUUAUGUUAAAAUAAAUAAAUAAAAAGAGAAAUUUAAAAAAAAA